Messenger RNA from Heterobasidion irregulare TC 32-1, 2135 nucleotides. RefSeq lists its product as uncharacterized. The transcript has 12 exons. The coding region runs from base 1 to 1944 and encodes 647 amino acids. Gene Ontology annotation, cellular component: cytoplasm. Gene Ontology annotation, molecular function: GTPase activator activity. Gene Ontology annotation, biological process: small GTPase-mediated signal transduction. The record is from RefSeq and is a predicted model, not a curated record. NCBI's taxonomy places the organism in Eukaryota, Fungi, Basidiomycota, Agaricomycetes, Russulales, Bondarzewiaceae.
AUGCUUCCCAAGCCCCUCAACCUCAAACAGAGACUCGCAGCACUCACUCAGUCUCCAGUGUCAUCUCCCACGUCGUCCUACGCGCCCGACUCCCCUCUACGCUCCCCUUCGUCCAAGCGCAGAUUUAACCCGCCAUGGAUGAAACGCGCAGCCCCGCAGGAUGACUACGACAUGCCAUACGAAGAAGAGAGGUUGCAGCAAGUCAUCAACAAGAUGAUAUAUCAAGCUGGAGUUGAUUACGAAACAAGACCAAUGGUGGUCUUGAACGCAUCGGCCAUGCCAGAUGCACAAGAAGUCAGCUAUGACCUCCUACUGGUCCGAAUCCUGUCGUAUCUCGACCUAUACGUCGAAUCCGACUACACUGUCAUAUUCUUUGCGGCGGGGAGCAAGCAUACGCCAGGGUGGAAUUGGGUGUGGAAAGCUUACCGCAGUUUGAGCCGCAAGUACCGGAAAAAUCUGAAACGAUUGUAUAUCGUUCAUUCUAAUUUCUUUUCCAAAAUGCUUUUCUCUCUCGCUGGUGCAUUUAUCAGCCCCAAGUUCUUUCGCAAGAUCGUCUACGUUGACACACUGUCUGAGCUUGCACAUUCAGUGCCACUGACUCAAAUUGACGUGCCGCCGGCUGUCUACCAACAAAACUUGAAACAUGAGCGGCAUAUCAAGCUGCCUGUGCCAACGCACGCAAGUCUGUUUGGAGUGCCUCUGGAAGAGUUGAUGGGCUAUGACGGCGAGAAAGGCGGGGUCCCGCGUGUGGUCAGGGACUGCAUACAAUAUCUGCGUGAAACUGGUUUGACGGACGAGGGCCUGUUCCGACGGUCUCCGAGCUCUGCACUUCUCCGUCAAGUGCAGGAGGCAUACGAUCGAGGUCAUAAUAUAUCCUUGGACACCUUCGGCGACCCUCACCUUGCGGCCGUUCUUCUGAAGAAAUAUCUGCGUGAUCUACCAGAACCUCUGUUUACCGAGACUUUGUACCCAAUCAUCAUGCGGUGUCCUGCACCCACGGACGAUCCCACCGAUUGGACAAGUUUAAUGUACAUCCGCGACACUCUACUCCCUGAGCUCCCACGUUGUAACUAUAUUCUGCUCAGUCACGUCCUUCAUUUGAUGCACGAGGUGGCUCUCCGCUCCGCGACGAACUUUAUGGACGCUCACAACCUCGCCGUAGUCCUGUGCCCCAAUCUCGUCAAAAGUCCCUCCCCUACGCGGGACGUGAUGAUGUGUGCCGUCCCUGGUCCGACACUAUACGCGUCUCAGCCUACAGCAAGCGCCCCUCAAGAGGGUCGGACAACGCUUGGCAUGGUCAUCAAGCUAUGCAUUGAGCGGUAUUAUGAGGUCUUCGACGAGAUCUACGACCGCAGCGAGGCACUGCCACCUGCACGCUCCUUCGCAGAUGACGCCAUGCCUUCGACGCCGUCUUCAGGAUCUUCGAGCCCGCGCCUACCAGGUCAGAGGAGGCAGUCCAUACAGACGAAUCCGCGGGACAGUAGGGGGUUCGACGAUGACGAGGACAUCGACGACGCAAUGCUCGUCAUGCCGAUCGGGCCCGCCGGCGCCAGCUCGGGCCAGGCUUCUCCCCCGAGUGCGUGGGGCGUCGGAAACGGCGGCACGAACGGCUACCGCCCGAGACACCGUACAGGGCUCUCAAAUGGAGACAACGCGCAUCAGUCUUCCGGCGUGCGCUCGAUGCAUACCGUCGUGAGCAACCGGAACGGUGGCGGCUUCGCGUCUGCGGGCCGUGCCAAGUCGACGAUCAGCAUUGAGAAGGGGCAUGGGGGAACGGUGAGGAAAGGGUCCAUUGCUGUGGGGAGGGGGACGACGAGUAAGUCGGCAGGUGCUGGGGUGGAGGCGGUGGGAAUUACGGCUGCUGGAUUCUUUGCGCCUCCAAACUCGGUGCCGCCAGUGCCUUCGGUACCGGGUAGCGGAACGAGUCAGGGGGAGUCGAUGUAACGGCGGGAGCUGAUCUCUAUUACGGGGCCAUCGGGCGAGGGGGUGCUUGUUUGGGAGUAGUGUGUGUGGGAGGGGGACGGCUCCUCGGAAGAGAGCUUUGGAUUUUUCUCUAUCUUUCUUAGUCUAACGCACUCUGCUGUCGCUGGCGUACACCGUUGUGGUCACGGAUAAUUUUCUAGCUUACCUUGGUC